CGCCUGAUUAACAGAUUACACCUUAAUUCACCACUCAGUUUCCUUCGUUCAUAUCUUAACCUGGUUUUGAUCAAUUAAAUCUCUUUCUAUGUAUGUCUGACAGACUAGAUUAACCAAGGGUGAUCGAGUUCGAAUUUACCGUAAUGCCUUCCUUGAUGGUCAUCAAUGUUAUCUCAACAGCCCUCCUCUACUUUCUCUGCUUGCUUAGCCUCACCACUAAAGUUAGCUCAAUACCUCUUGAUAAGUACUGUCCAGAUACAACCACUUACACACCUAAUAGCCCCUACCAUGCCAAUCUCAAAAUCCUCCUCUCUGAUCUCUCCUCCAACGCCUCUACAUCCGACAACGGAUUCUAUAACUCCACGGCUGGCACCAACCCCGACAUAGUUUACGGCCUCUUCCUAUGCCGGGGCGAUGUUGCCGCCGAUACGUGCCACGAUUGUGUCACAACUGCAAGUAAAGAAAUACUACAGGUGUGUCCUAGUAGAAGUGUGGCCAUGGUUUGGUAUGACUUGUGCUUCUUACGAUACUCAAACAGAUCCAUCUUCAACAUUAAGGACACAUCGAUUCAGGUUCUUACGUUCAUCGUAGUUAACAUCACUGACUCUGGGGAGCUUUCGUCUGUGUAUUUGAAAAACACAAUGAACGACCUAGCAUUUUCGGCUGCAACUGAUCAAUCGGGUAAGAAAUUUGCCACUAAAGAUGUAGACUACGGAGCAUUUCAGAACUUGUAUGGGCUUGCGCAAUGCACACCAGAUCUAUCUACCGAUGAUUGCCACAGCUGCCUUGAAGAAACUAUCUUGCAGCUUCCGAAUUGCUGCGAGGUAAAUUGGGGGGCCAGAGUUUUGUUUCCCAGCUGUUACCUCAGAUUCGGCUACCCCACUGCUCAGCUGCUCCGGCCGCCACCUCCAACUUCUACUAGUAGUAAAGGAGGAAUCUCAUCACAACUAAAAAUUGCGAUUGUUGUUUCAGUAAUUGGUGCAGUGGUGCUUUUCUCCAUUGGCAUAUGGUGCAUGAGAACAAAAGCAAGGAGGAGAGACAAUGCUACAGAAGAAGAAAUAACUGGUAACACAGGUUAUGUAGAUGGAAGUGAUAUGAUAACAGUACCGUCCUUGCAAUAUGAUUUAAGAACAAUUGAAACGGCCACAGAUAACUUCUCAGAUGAUAACAAAAUUGGUGAAGGUGGAUUUGGUGCUGUGUACAAGGGUACACUUUUUAAUGGACAAGAAAUAGCAGUGAAGAGACUAUCUAAAAGCUCGGGACAAGGUGAAAAAGAAUUUAAGAAUGAAGUCUUAUUGGUAGCCAAGCUUCAGCACAGAAAUUUAGUAAGAUUACUGGGAUUCUGCUUGGAAAGACAAGAGAAGAUACUCAUUUAUGAAUUUGUUCCCAACAAAAGUCUCGACUACUUUUUAUUCGAUUCAAAAAAAAGAGAACAGCUUGAUUGGUCAAGACGUUACAAGAUUAUAGGAGGCAUAGCACGAGGAAUUCUUUAUUUUCAUGAAGAUUCUAGACUAAGAAUUAUUCAUCGGGAUCUCAAAGCUAGCAAUAUAUUAUUAGACGGGGAUAUGAAUCCAAAAAUUGCAGAUUUUGGCAUGGCGAGAAUAUUUGGUGUGGAUCAAAUCGAAGGAAGUACAAAUAGAAUAGUUGGAACAUUUGGUUACAUGUCUCCAGAGUAUAUUAUGUAUGGACAAUUUUCUGUCAAGUCCGAUGUGUUUAGUUUUGGAGUCUCAAUUUUGGAGAUCAUAAGUGGCAAAAAGAACAGUAAUUUCUAUCAAUCGUCUGAGAAUGAGGAUCUUUUGGGCUUUUCUUGGAAAUGUUGGAGAAACGGAAAAUCCUUGGAGUUGGUGGAUCCAUGUCUUGGAGAUUCUUAUUUGAAAGAUGAAGUCAUUAAAUGCAUCCAUAUAGGUCUCUUGUGUGUUCAAGAAAAUGUGGAUAUCAGACCCUCCAUGCCAUCCGUAGUUCAUAUGCUCAAUAGUUCCCUUGAUACACUACCAUUGCCUCUGCAACCUCCAUUCUUUGAUCGUACCAAAACAGAGUUGAACUUUCGAAAAAGGAUGGAGUCGUGUUCUUUGAACGAGGCAUCAAUAAGUGAACUAAAUCCUCGAUGAUGUUACUAAGUCUACGAAUUGUUGAAAUUGUAUGUUGUGAAUGGAAGAACUCCAAGCACGCAAGACAUGUAAAUAUAUUGGCGGGUUGAAAGAUUGAAAUUAAACAAAUUUAAUAUUAUCAAACAGGAAUGCAAAUUGUACUUUUAAUCGAAUAUUCUA
Messenger RNA from Cornus florida, 2267 nucleotides. Its product is annotated as cysteine-rich receptor-like protein kinase 44. The transcript has 6 exons. Gene Ontology annotation, molecular function: protein kinase activity; ATP binding. Lineage: Eukaryota; Viridiplantae; Streptophyta; Magnoliopsida; Cornales; Cornaceae. Gene Ontology annotation, biological process: protein phosphorylation. The coding region runs from base 144 to 2108 and encodes 654 amino acids. The record is from RefSeq and is a predicted model, not a curated record.